Brassicogethes aeneus is the source of this 2243-nucleotide messenger RNA. Lineage: Eukaryota; Metazoa; Arthropoda; Insecta; Coleoptera; Nitidulidae. The record is from the annotation of a GenBank genome assembly.
AAAAUCCGUAAUCUUUAAAUAAACAAAUCAUGCGUCAUUUUUGUUAUGAUUCAUAUGUCACGUGACGUAUUUUCUGUCAAAAUAUUUUGCUUUGUGUUUGUAAUGGUGAAGUUUUGUUUUUCUUCUAAUCUGCGGUUUUCCUGGAAUAAUUAGUAGUGUUUCCUAUAAAGCUUCCGGCACGUAGCAUAAAACAUAGAUGCUCUUAAUAGGUGAAGAACUUUUGGCUUAAAAUGUUGUUUGCGGAGAAAAAUAUUUGCCCAAACGUUACGACGUUAUCCUACGACGAAGCUUGUUUGGAUGUUUUUAACAAUUUAAAUGAGACUGUCACGAUUUUUGGACAAUACGAACAGUGCCAUAAGUGCGAUUUUAUGAAUUUGACUGAACUGAGCCCGUUAAAUAGCACUUCUAUAAGAGUUUCGACUAGGUCCCCCUUGCAGCUGUACUAUUUAAGGGGCAAAACACCGAAUUGCAGCUUCGAUAACCUGUACUAUGAGCACUACCUGUAUGGAUGGAACAUAACAGAUAAAUGUAACCAGCCGUACAUUAAACAACCAGCAGAUAAUGCAUACUUACCUAUUUUGACUGCUUUUAUUGUACUUUUUUGCUUUGGGACUGCUUGGUAUAUGGUGAAAUGUAUCUACAAGAACAGUCAUAGGUUGAGAUCUUUGUUGACAUGGCAUAGUGAAUUGGAAGAUGACUUGGGUGGUUCUACCACGGGAAGUUCCAUUGUUAUUGAGAGAUCGCCAUCAAUUAAAAAACACCCCAACAGAGUCAAAUCGGUGGAUGUUUUCAGAGGGUUAUGCAUUAUGCUUAUGAUUUUCGUUAAUUAUGGGGGUGGAAAAUAUUGGUUUUUUGGCCAUUCAUUGUGGAAUGGCAUAACCAUUGCUGACUUAGUUUUUCCAUGGUUUUUGUGGCUUAUGGGCUUGUCUCUAUCGAUUUCCCUCCAAAGUAAACUUAGGAGGGCUGUACCCAGAAGACAGCUCGUAAUACAGACGUUACGUCGCUCGUUAAUAUUAAUAUUUCUUGGCAUCAUGAUAAAUUCCAAUCAAAACACUCAAACUAUUGCGAACCUAAGAUUCCCGGGGGUUUUGCAAAGAAUCGGAAUUACUUAUUUGAUUGUGGGACUGCUUGAGGUGGCUUUUACAAAGAGAAUUGAAGUUGAUAACGUUUCCCCCGUCCAAGAUCUAAAAUCUUCGUGGCCGCAAUGGCUGGCCGUGGCCUGCUUGGCGACGAUACACACGUGCGUGACGUUCCUGGCGCCGGUGCCGGGGUGCGGGCGCGGCUACCUGGGCCCGGGGGGGCUCGACUCGGCCGGCCAGUUCCGCAACUGCACGGGAGGCGUGGCCGGCUACGUCGAUCGCGCCCUCUUCGGCGAGCACAUGUACCACAGGCAGCCGCGACCCAACACCUACGAGACGCGGCAGACGUUCGAUCCCGAGGGCCUGCUCAGCACCCUGCCCGCCGUUCUGACGGUCUACUUGGGCGUGCAGGCCGGGCGGAUCUUGAACACGUACCAGGCAAUCAGGGCGAAGGCUGCCAGGUGGAUGGCGUGGGGCGUUUUGUUGUGCCUCCUCGGUGGCGCCCUCUGCGAGUUCAAAAGGGACGACGGGAUGAUCCCGAUCAACAAACGCCUCUGGUCGCUUUCGUACGUCUUCGUAACCGCCGGCAUGGCGUUCGUAAUUCAAACGUGUCUUUUCUUGCUUGUCGACAUAACGAGGAAAUGGGGCGGGCGGCCCUUCUUCUACCCCGGCAUGAACGCCCUGGUGCUCUACGUCGGCCACGAGCUCUUCAGGGGCACCUUUCCGUUCGCCUGGAAACCAUCCCAGACCACGCACGGUACUUAUUUGUUUAUGAAUUUGUGGGGCACUGCCUUAUGGGUGUCCCUCUCUAUUUUCAUGUAUAAAUCUAACCUGUUUUUGUCUAUUUAAAAAAUGUACGUUUUAUAUGUUAACACAGUGUACUUUAAGCCAUAUACAUAGCAAUAAUCUACAUACUGUGUGUUAAUUAUUUACAUUAUUAGACUACACUAGUCAGUCAGAUUUGGGUACAUUUAUUUUUGAAGUUUUAAUUAUUUUUGGACUGAAUUAGAAUAAUUUGGACAUUUUAGUUGGGAAACUUAUAAAAUUGUGAUUAUUUAGCUGUUUACAUGGCUUGUAAAUAUGUUAUUUUAUUAUAUUGAUGCAUAUUACAUACAUACUUAUACUAUUUCUAAACUGUUAAUAAAGUAUUAAUUUAGAAUGAAC